This is a messenger RNA of Aspergillus alliaceus, 799 nucleotides long. RefSeq lists its product as uncharacterized. The coding region runs from base 265 to 447 and encodes 60 amino acids. Lineage: Eukaryota; Fungi; Ascomycota; Eurotiomycetes; Eurotiales; Aspergillaceae. The transcript has a single exon. The record is from RefSeq and is a predicted model, not a curated record.
AAAAAACAAAAAAAAAAAAAAAAGGAUAGAAAAAAAGUAUUCCGUACUACAGCUGGAGUGGAGACAGUUGUGAGAACGAGACCCAGUGAGGGGCUAAAUAAAUAGAGAAAAAAAAAAAUAAUGAGAGUGAAAAUAAAAUAGAAUAAAAUAAAAGGCACAGAUUGAGAGAAGUGUUUAGGUUUUGGGGGGGGAAGGAGGAUAAUAGAAAGAGGGUUAGGAAACAAGUGGUGCCAGAGAGACGAAAUUCAUCCACCGUGCUAGGCAAUGAAUGGGGCAAAAGUAAGACACUUCUGCCGUAGUUGCACGAAGGGUCAGGGUGGUGGUGGUGGUGGUGGUGGUUGUUGUUGUUUUUGUUUCCUCUCCCGUUGUAGUAGUAUCGCCAGUAGUCAGGAAGUAGUAUUAGUAGCAGUAGUAGCACUUGGAGUGGUAAUGGGCGGCGGAGGGUGACGGGACCAUAGGCACUCGAAGCAUGGAUCAACGCGUGUCCAUUCCAACUGAAUGAAUGGGUUACCGCAAAGGAAUGAUAAAUGGAUGGAGAAAAGGUUUUAGAAUUGCAGACACAGUGAAGGACAAAACAACGGAGAAUAAAGAGGAUCAAAAGAACUACCAAAAGAGGGGCGAUUGAUUGAUGCAGAAAGAAGAGAAAGAUUGAGUCGGAGAGAGUGCGUGACUCCGUACUGACGAGGAGGUAACGUAUGUGUAUGGGGAUGGAUGUAAACUAGUUUACCUUAUCCUAUCCUCCAAAGGGGGUAUAUCUUCCCGUCCGGUAUCGUCAUAACACCGGUUGAUUACACCACAG